AUGUAUACUGACAAAGGCGCAAACUCAGACCGCAUGGAGUUCAACACCUCCAAGGAGGUCACGGUUGCUCCUACCUUCGAGGACAUGCACUUGAAGGAGAGCCUCCUGCGCGGUAUCUACGCUUACGGCUACGAGUCUCCAUCGGCAGUGCAAUCGCGAGCCAUCGUGCAGAUCUGCAAAGGCCGCGACACGAUUGCCCAGGCGCAGUCCGGUACAGGUAAAACGGCUACCUUCUCGAUCAGUAUCCUGCAGGUCAUCGACACCGUUGUGCGCGAGAGUCAAGCGCUCGUGCUAUCCCCGACUCGCGAACUUGCCACGCAGAUCCAGUCCGUCAUCAUGGCGCUCGGCGACUACAUGAACGUGCAAUGCCACGCCUGCAUCGGAGGCACGAAUAUCGGCGAGGACAUCCGGAAGCUGGACUACGGACAGCACGUCGUUUCCGGUACGCCUGGUCGUGUCGCGGAUAUGAUCCGUCGGCGCCACCUGCGCACCCGCCACAUCAAGAUGCUGGUGCUGGAUGAAGCCGACGAGCUGCUCAACCGCGGUUUCCGUGAACAGAUCUACGACGUCUACCGCUACCUGCCCCCGGCCACGCAGGUGGUGGUCGUCUCCGCGACCCUCCCCUACGACGUCCUGGACAUGACGACGAAGUUCAUGACCGACCCCGUGCGUGUGCUGGUCAAGCGUGACGAGUUGACCCUGGAAGGCAUUAAGCAGUACUUCAUCGCGGUGGAGAAGGAAGAAUGGAAAUUCGACACCUUGUGUGAUCUCUACGAUACACUCACCAUCACCCAGGCCGUGAUCUUCUGCAACACGCGCCGCAAGGUCGACUGGCUGACGGACAAGAUGCGCGAGGCCAACUUCACCGUGUCCAGCAUGCACGGCGAGAUGCCCCAGAAGGAACGUGACAGUAUCAUGCAGGACUUCCGCCAGGGUAACUCGCGAGUGCUUAUCUCGACCGACGUCUGGGCCCGUGGUAUCGACGUCCAACAGGUCUCCCUGGUCAUCAACUAUGAUCUCCCCACCAACCGUGAAAACUACAUCCACCGUAUCGGUCGUAGCGGUCGUUUCGGAAGGAAGGGUGUCGCCAUCAACUUCGUUACCAGCGAUGACGUGCGGAUCCUCCGUGAUAUCGAAUUGUACUACUCCACACAGAUCGAUGAGAUGCCUAUGAACGUCGCCGAUCUCCUCUCAUAA
This is a messenger RNA of Aspergillus oryzae RIB40, 1197 nucleotides long. Its product is annotated as ATP-dependent RNA helicase eIF4A. Gene Ontology annotation, cellular component: nucleolus; catalytic step 2 spliceosome. Gene Ontology annotation, molecular function: RNA helicase activity; mRNA binding; ATP binding. Lineage: Eukaryota; Fungi; Ascomycota; Eurotiomycetes; Eurotiales; Aspergillaceae. Bases 1 to 1197 code for a protein of 398 amino acids. The transcript is spliced from 2 exons. The record is from RefSeq and is a predicted model, not a curated record.